Messenger RNA from Aureobasidium pullulans EXF-150, 2198 nucleotides. RefSeq names its product allantoinase, mitochondrial precursor. Gene Ontology annotation, molecular function: allantoinase activity; cobalt ion binding; zinc ion binding. The coding region runs from base 483 to 2024 and encodes 513 amino acids. Lineage: Eukaryota; Fungi; Ascomycota; Dothideomycetes; Dothideales; Saccotheciaceae. Gene Ontology annotation, cellular component: cytoplasm. Gene Ontology annotation, biological process: allantoin catabolic process; purine nucleobase catabolic process. The record is from RefSeq and is a predicted model, not a curated record. The transcript has 2 exons.
CGCAACCUUGGCCUGGAGUUUUCAUCGAGUAAUCCUGUCGGUUCAAUGGAAUGAAUUGGACCGCGAAAGGCAAGUCAAAUGGCCGCUUUUGUUGGGUUUCCGUUGCUUGCCUGGCCAAAGGCCCCUUUUACAAGCUGGCUUUCCAGAAGUCUCUGCACCAAGCAUGCCGUUGAACGGAGGCAUGUCAUGGCUACUCGGGUGGGUACGACGGCUAUCCUUGAAACACCUUUAUGUACCCCAUACAAAAAGAGGCGCCUUACCCCAGAUCUAUUUGCAUUCUGACAUCUUUCCUUCCCCCUUCCAUCCCUCUUGCUACACUAUACCUUACUAUCUUCAUCAACUACCCUUGUCCUUGCCAAACAGCUUCUCCACUCGACAAACGACCUCGUUCAAGUCAUCUUCGUAGACUGUUACCUCGAUAUUCGGUUUGAUAGUAUAGGUUGCAUCACCGAACAGAAGCGAACCCUCGACCAUCAUACGACAUGGCACCUCACGCUCUCUCUCCCGCCGUCCGCUCCGAGGCUGGUUCGCCGACACCAAGACAAGGACAAUCCGAGAUCACCGUCCUAGCAUCUUCUCGAGCAGUUGUCAAGGGCCGCAUGACAGCCGCAACCAUCGUUAUCUCGACCGUGACAGGCAAGAUACAGUCCAUCUGGGAGUCAGUCCUGCCCGCCUCAGACUUCCCCGCAGGAACGCCUUAUGUCGACCACUCGCCGCACAUCUUGAUGCCUGGAUUGGUAGAUGCACAUGUGCAUUUGAACGAGCCAGGAAGAACAGAAUGGGAGGGCUUCUGGACAGGUACCAGAGCAGCCGCGUUUGGUGGUGUCACAACGGUCGUCGAUAUGCCUCUCAACGCCAUCCCACCUACAACUACGGUUGCAGGGUUCGAAGAGAAGAUUGCAGCUGCACAAGGGAAGUGCUGGGUUGAUGUUGGCUUUUACGGUGGCAUCGUGCCUGGAAAUGUCGAAGAGUUGAAGCCCUUGGUGAAGAUGGGUGUUAGAGGCUUCAAGGGGUUCCUCAUUGACAGCGGUGUCGACGAGUUCCCAGCUGUUUCCUCCGAAGACAUCUCGAAAGUCUUCCGCGAGCUUGCCGAUGAGCCUACGACAGUCAUGUUCCACGCCGAGAUGAUCCCCCCUGUUACAAAGUCUGUCGGUGACGACGUACAAAUCUCAGAGCCGCCAAUGGUCCCCAGCGGUCCUCUAGACGUAUAUCAGACUUUCCUCGACUCACGUCCAUCGACCUUCGAAACAUACGCUAUUUUGGAAAUCCUCAGCUUGGCACAUCUGGCACCGCAAUUGCCGCUACACAUCGUCCACUUGUCAGCUGUGGAGGCCAUUCCCAUGUUACGCGAGGCUCGCGCGAAGGGUGUCAACAUCACUGCAGAAACAUGUCCCCACUACCUCUCGCUAGCAGCAGAAGCGAUCAAGAAGGGCGACACAAGACACAAAUGCUGCCCGCCCAUCCGCAACCAAAACAACCAGGAUGGACUAUGGAGCGAGAUGUGCAGACCCGACGACAGCGUCAUCAAGACCGUCGUCUCCGACCACUCUCCAUGCACACCAAACCUCAAGCUCCUACCAGCAAACGUCCCCGGCGCCAUCGAAACAACCACCAAAGAGGGCGAAGGCGAUUUCUUCUCCGCCUGGGGCGGCAUUAGCAGUGUAGGCUUGGGCAUCAGCGUCCUCUGGACCGAAGCCUCUACCCGCAAAUUCACCAUCGAAGACGUGGUCCGCUGGUGCUGUCUCAACACCGCCAAGCAAGUCGGUCUCGAACACCAAAAAGGUGACAUCGCUGUCGGCCUCGAUGGCGAUAUUGCUGUUUUCGACGAGGAGGCCGAAUUCAUCGUGCAGCCCAGCACUAUGCUUUUCCGCAACAAGUGCAGUCCUUAUCAAGGCAAGGCAUUGAAGGGUGUGGUCCAGGAGACAUGGCUGCGCGGUCGUAAAAUCCACACUCGCGAACAGGGUUUCAUUGAGAAGACUGGUCCUGCCGGUCAGCUUUUGUUGGAGCCGAGAGUCAAGGCUUAGAAAUGUUGGAGGAAUUUGCACCUGCUUUUUAUACCAUGGUUCUCGGUAAUGAAGAAGGAUACAUUUGUCGCAAUUAAUCAGCGCCAUAGCAGCAGCAUUUAGAAUAAAUAUCGUAGGCUAUUCAUCACGUCCAUGUCCUUCAAACAACAUCUGCAAUGCAGUGUGCUAUAUUUG